Molecule: messenger RNA, 843 nt
Organism: Chlamydomonas reinhardtii
Lineage: Eukaryota; Viridiplantae; Chlorophyta; Chlorophyceae; Chlamydomonadales; Chlamydomonadaceae
Exons: 2
Coding region: 30-311 (93 amino acids)
Source: RefSeq, a predicted model, not a curated record
GACUUGUUGGUCCAUAGUCGGUGAUGCGGAUGCAAGCUCUGUCAGCAGUGAGGGGAGGCGGGGGCAGCGAGCCUUGCCCUGACCAGGCAUGUCGUCCUACCUUCUGCCUUGGUAGCUCAUGCGGCACCGUCGCAUCUGGAUCCUACCGUUUUGCCUUCUUAUCCCAAGGCGGAGCAGCUGCCGCAUCAGGCCUGGGCAGCGCCGCAAGGAGCUGGCGGCGCCCAAGCACCCGUGCCGGCAUCUGCCUGCUGGCGAGCAGCAACAGCGAGGACAGCCCGUGGAUUCCUGUGGUCAGAGCGGUACUGGUGUAGUGUGGCGGGGUGGUACUAGCUGUGCGAAAGGUCAGGGAGGGCUUCGCUACCCGUGGGCAUGGCCGCGUGGCAGCAGGCGCAGUUCGUGCUCAUUGCCGGUCACGAUGCCAGUAGCGGUGGCUACGGCCCGUCAGCAUGGUGUUUCUCAGCACCUCCACACGGUACAGAAUUGCUCGAAAGUACUUCAGGCGUGGCCUACGGCGCCGUUGGGAUGCUGGUGCUGGGACACUGGUGAUGCAGUACGGGCCGGCGCAACCUAGCCACUGGCAGUGCGGUGAUACUCACGUGUGGCGUGGCUGCUGCUGUGUGGCACUGCGGCAGCCCCCGGCCUCUGCCGCAUGCGGUGAAAGAGCUGCUGCAGGCAGGAGGUUGAUGUGCGGGAAGCGUGUGGGCUGUGGAAAAGGGGCUGCGGUGCAGGCUGGCAAGCUCUGGGGUGCGGGCGUGGCCGUGCCUGGGGCGGGCUGCCGGGCUGCCGGCACAGCGGUGGUAUGCCCAAUGGUGUGUGUGGGCCCGAAUUAACGGCCAUAAACAG